CGCUCCGGUGGGUCGGAGCUCGUCGCGCCCCUUGCUCUGCUCGCGGCGUGGGGCUCGACCUCCUCCUCUUCUCCUCCCGUCUUCGUCUCCGGCAGCGCCGGGCGUCGCGGUGACAGAGCGGGGCGAUCGCGGCGGGGGGCGGCCGGGGCUCCGGCGGCGCGGAUGGCGGAGGGCGGCCAGCCCCCGCAGCAGCAGCAGCCACAGCCGCAGCUCCUGGCCGGUGGCGGUGCGGGGGCCGCCCGCGGCGUGAAGCGGGAGCCGGAGCUGGAGCAGCCCAUGCCCGGUGGGGACGGCGCCGAGGGCGGCCACAGCAAGCGGCUGCGGACGGAGGCGGAGGCUGACGGCGGCGGCAUGCAGAACGAGCCUCUGACUUCAGGUUAUCAUGGAUACCCAGGAAGAGACAAUCAAGGUAACCAGGAGCCAGCAGCAACUCCUGAUGCAAUGGUGCAGCCAUUCACCACAAUCCCAUUUCCGCCACCCCCACAGAACGGGAUUCCCACAGAGUAUGGGGUGCCACACACUCAGGACUAUGCAGGCCAGACCAGCGAGCACAAUCUGACACUCUAUGGAAGCACGCAGCCUCAUGGAGAGCAGAGCACGAACACAGCCAGCACGCAGAAUGGAUCUCUCGCACAGACAGAAGGAGGGGCACAGACAGAUGGACAGCAAUCACAGACACAGAGCAGUGAGAAUACCGAGAGCAAAUCCACUCCAAAGCGACUUCAUGUGUCUAACAUUCCCUUCCGCUUUCGAGAUCCUGACCUUCGGCAGAUGUUUGGGCAAUUCGGCAAAAUCCUGGAUGUAGAGAUAAUCUUUAAUGAGCGUGGCUCGAAGGGAUUCGGGUUCGUAACUUUCGAGAAUAGUGCUGAUGCAGACAGGGCCAGGGAGAAAUUACACGGCACCGUGGUAGAGGGCCGUAAAAUCGAGGUUAACAACGCCACUGCACGAGUGAUGACCAAUAAGAAGAUGGUCACACCAUAUGCAAAUGGUUGGAAGUUGAGUCCUGUGGUUGGAGCGGUGUACGGCCCUGAGUUAUAUGCAGCGUCCAGCUUUCAAGCAGAUGUCUCGCUGGGCAAUGACGCCGCAGUGCCCCUGUCAGGAAGGGGGGGUAUUAACACUUACAUUCCUUUAAUCAUUCCAGGCUUCCCCUAUCCAACUGCAGCCACCACAGCAGCCGCAUUUCGGGGAGCCCACCUGAGGGGCCGAGGAAGAACAGUUUAUGGGGCAGUCCGGGCGGUACCUCCUACAGCCAUCCCUGCCUACCCGGGUGUGGUUUACCAGGACGGAUUUUACGGUGCUGACCUCUAUGGUGGAUACGCAGCCUACAGAUAUGCACAGCCUGCUACUGCAACAGCGGCCACAGCCGCUGCAGCCGCUGCAGCAGCUUACAGCGAUGGUUAUGGCAGGGUGUACACAGCAGAUCCAUACCAUGCCCUUGCCCCUGCCGCUAGCUACGGAGUUGGCGCUGUGGCAAGUUUAUACCGAGGUGGCUACAGCCGAUUUGCCCCCUACUGAAGUGACGUGAGCCCCCUGCAAGUGGGACAGCCCCCCCAGUUCAUGAGGCCUGGCUAUUGCAAUAUUUACUAGUAGAGGAACUCUAUAGCAAGACGAGGAGGAAAAACAAAAACAAGACAAAAAAAACAACAAAGGAGAAAAUACUUUUUUAUACCUCACUAUGUUCUUUGAAUAUGUAUUUUUUUUCCUUUAAAUUUCUGCCUUUAAUUCUUUUGUUCCAAA
Molecule: messenger RNA, 1737 nt
Organism: Melopsittacus undulatus (budgerigar)
Lineage: Eukaryota; Metazoa; Chordata; Aves; Psittaciformes; Psittaculidae
Gene: RBFOX2
Product: RNA binding fox-1 homolog 2
Exons: 14
Coding region: 163-1515 (450 amino acids)
Biological process (GO): nervous system development; regulation of alternative mRNA splicing, via spliceosome
Cellular component (GO): cytoplasm; nucleus
Molecular function (GO): mRNA binding
Source: RefSeq, a predicted model, not a curated record